AUGGCAACUUCUAACCUUAUGAAUAAUUCUUUGAUUAUCUCAGGUAGCUCUUAUUGUUUAAUGUUGAUUGCUUUGUCUACUCUCCUAAUUUGUUCACUUCAAUUGAUGGAUGAUGUAUCAGAUUCAGAAAUUCCCUUUUUUUUUGCAGAUGUUGAAAAGAAAGUGGAAAGAAUCUUGAAGCUCAUCAAGAGGAGAAACGAAGUGAAAAAGGAGCCAGAACUUGUUGCACUUGUUGAGGACUUUCACAAACACUACCAGUCACUCUGUGCCCAGUAUGAUCAUCUUAAACAAAAGUCAGGUGAGAAAACUCUCGAUGGAAAAGGAAAUGAAAGUUCUUAUCAUGCCUUUGGCUCGGAUUCAGAAUAUUAUUCCUCCGUGGAUAUAAAAAUCAACACUGCAUUUAAUAACAAUAGAAGUUCCCAUAGAAGGAUCGCGGGCAACAUGGAGGAGGAACUUAAAAGGGCAUACGCUGAAGUUGCUGACCUGAAGCAUCAAUUGGCCUCUAAGACAGAAGAGAAGGAAGCUUUAGCUUCAGACCAUCUAGCCGCUUUAAGUAAAAUACAAGAAAUAGAAACCAUUAACAGAGAUGUGAGAAAAGAAGUGAAUGAGACAGAAAAUAGACUUUUUGCUCUUGGAAAGGUGCAUAAGGAACGAGUAACAGAGCUAGAGGAGCAGUUAACAGGCUUGAAAACUGAGCUGGAAUCUCUGCACCGCCAGAAAAGAGUUAUUGAAGCUCAGCUUAAUGGUAAGACAGCUGAAACUAAACGGCAAGGAGAGACAGAUAAGUCUCUGCAUAUGCAGAUUUCGAAGGAAGGAGAUGAGGUUACUAAACUCAUUCUGCAAAUCAAGGACAACGAGAACAAUUUAACAUCUGAAAUUGAUGAUUCAAUGGCACUGGCUAAUAAUCUGAAAAAGGAGGUGGACUAUUUAUGUUCCCAAAAAUGUGAAGCUGAAGGAAUUAUAGCAUGCAAAACUAAUGAGUCAUUUGAUCAGGCAAAUAUAAUGAAGCAGGAAUUGGAUUCUAUACGCAGCCAGAAAAUGGAAUCAGAAAUUCUUCUCGAGAGGAAAUCCAAAGAAAUCUCUCAGCAUCUGAUUCAAGUGAAAACCCUGAGAGAGGAAUUAGCAAGAAAGAAUACCGUUGAGCAGAUAAUGGUAGAAGGAAAAAAAUGCUUACAGGUGCAGUUGAUGGACUCGGAAUCAGAGGUGGAUGUUCUACGCAAGCAGCAAAAAAAAUCAGAAGAUGAAGAGAGGAGUAAUAUUUGUAAAAUCAAUCAAUUGAGAGAGGAAAAGGGUCGCCUGAAUGCUAGAAUUCUAGAAUUGGAAGCAAUAUUGUGUGAGAGAGGCCUUGAGAUUUCUGCUUUUGAGGAGGACAGAAAAAGUAAAAGGAUUAAAGAAACUUCUCAGAUUAUGACCUUGAAUGCGGAGGUUGAACUUCUGCAACAGAAGUUGGAUUCCAUGAAGAUGGAGAAAAGCAAGUUGGAGUUGCAGAUUGCGGAUCAGCAGAGAAUCGCUAAAGAAAGAGAAGAAAGCACCAACAAAUCUAUGGAGUCUAAAUCUAAGCUGAUCAGACGAGUGUUGUCAGGAUCCAAUUUAAAUUACCAUGCCCUAGAAAGAAAGAUGGAGGAUUUAGCACAAGAGUUCCAAAAGAAAGCUGAAGAUAACAUCCGUCUUUUGUAUCAGAGGAUCACAGUUGCUGAAAAAAUACAUGAUGAAAACAAGGAAAUUCACAAGAAAAUAAAAGAAAAGCUAGAGCAAGAAAAUGAAGCACUCGAACAAAAGCUUGCCACUUAUGAAGCUGAGUUCAGGAAGUUGUGGGGUACAACGGAGCCAGGCAAAACAGCAGCGAGCGGAUUGAAUUCAGUGAUUAAUAAGUUAGAAGACGAUGGAAAUUCCCUGACCCACAUUUCAAAAGUCGCAGCUGAGCUUGUUUCUACAAUUGACUGCGACACAGGCAGGGAAAAUGGAAUAAAACAGCUGAAUAGUAAUGUGGAUUUAGUGGUAGCAGAAAUGGAAAAGGAAAACGAGUUGUUGGGGGAGAAAGUUUUGAAUUUGGAAGCUAAAUUGAGGGAGGAAGGAGAAGAAAAGUUGAACCUGUCGAAAGCUGUGAGUGAGCUUGAGAAUAGAGUGGGAGAAUUGGAAAAUAUGAAGAAAGAAAAGGAUGAGACAUUGUUGGGUCGUGAAGAAGAGAAGAGGGAAGCCAUAAGGCAGCUCUGCCUCUUGAUUGACUACCAUCGCAGCCGCUGUGACUACCUCAAGGAAUUGAUCUCCAAGUUGACUGAUUGAAGCAAGAAAAAGACAUGAACUUGCCUAUAGUCAGCUAUUUCCCCAUUGCACUUUCUUUUCUUGUGCACAUUGAUCCAAAUCUUAAUAUUCAAUCAUUUUAGAGAAAGGUAACACUGUCCGAACUGUUACUAGUAUUACAUUUUUUUGUUGACAUAAAUCUCAAAAUUUUCAUUAAUUUUUGUUAA
This is a messenger RNA of Durio zibethinus, 2468 nucleotides long. The record is from RefSeq and is a predicted model, not a curated record. Lineage: Eukaryota; Viridiplantae; Streptophyta; Magnoliopsida; Malvales; Malvaceae.